This is a messenger RNA of Coffea eugenioides, 2001 nucleotides long. Its product is annotated as protein FAR1-RELATED SEQUENCE 5-like. The record is from RefSeq and is a predicted model, not a curated record. Lineage: Eukaryota; Viridiplantae; Streptophyta; Magnoliopsida; Gentianales; Rubiaceae. Gene Ontology annotation, molecular function: zinc ion binding. Gene Ontology annotation, biological process: regulation of DNA-templated transcription. The coding region runs from base 1 to 2001 and encodes 666 amino acids. The transcript has a single exon.
AUGGAGAAAGCAUUGUGUCCUAAGAUCGGCAUGAAGUUUCAGUUAGAAGAUAAGACAUACAACUUCUACAAUAGAUACGGAUUAGUUGUUAGGUUCAGUGUUCGGAAAGAUUACUUGAACAAGGAUAAAGACGGUGUAGUUACAUCGAGAAGGUACACAUGUUGCAAAGAAGGUUUCAAACGACGGUACGAAGGAGAUGUAAAACCAAAGAAAACUCGAGCUGAAACAAAAACCGGAUGUGAAGCUAAAAUGGGGAUAAUUUUGAACAGAGAAACAAUGAAGUAUCAGGUUCGAGAUCUGGUAAUCGAGCAUAAUCACACACUACACAUUUCAGAAUGUGCUCAUAUGAUGCGUUCGCAAAGAAAAGUAAGUAUUUCUCAAGGAACCCAAACUGAGAUUGCAAAUGAUGCAGGAAUAUCCUUGAAACAAUCUCAUGAACUCAUAGGAAAAGAGGCAGGUGGAUUAGGCAAUAUUGGCUAUACUCGUAAUGACUUAAAACGCUAUCUACAAACAAAAAGAGAGAGGGGAUUAAAGUAUGGUGAAGCUGGUACAAUGCUACGAUACUUUAAAGAACAAAAAUUAGAAAAUCCUUCAUUUUUCCACGCAGAGCAGCUUGAUUGUGAAGAACAAAUUACAAAUAUAUUUUGGGCUGAUGCAUUAAUGCUAAUGGAUUAUACCUAUUUUGGAGAUAUGGUUACAUUUGACACCACAUAUAAAGCUAACAAGGAGUACAGACCAUUGGGCGUAUUUGUGGGAUUCAAUCAAUUUAGACAAUUGGUUAUUUUUGGAGCAACUCUAUUGUAUGAUGAGACCGUUGAAUCAUUCAAGUGGGUGUUCAGUACAUUUGUAGAGGCAGUUUGUGGAAUGCACCCAAAAACCAUCUUCAUAGAUCAGGAUGCAGCCAUGGCCGCUGCAAUUUCAGCUAUUGUGCCUUUAACAUACCAUGGUCUGUGUACUUUUCAUAUUAGAGUCAAUUUCAUGAAAUAUCUUGGGAAUUAUUACAAGGAUGGCAGUAAUCUCUCAUAUAGAUUUGCUGAAUGUAUGUAUGAGAUACAAGAUGAGAAUGAGUUUAUCAUGGCUUGGGAUGCAAUGCUAAAAGAACACAAGCUCGAAACAAAUGAAUGGUUGCGUGGCAUUUAUCCAUAUCGAAAGAAAUGGGCAAAAUGCUUCAUGAAAGGCCCUUGGACUGUAGGUAUACGUAGCACCCAACUAAGUGAGAGUCUAAAUGCUUCCAUAAAAAAAUAUCUGAAAAUUGAUCAUGAUCUGGUUCAAUUCUUCAAACAUUUUAACCGAGUUGUGGAUGAAAAAAGAUAUAAUGAACUAAGAACUGAGUAUCACAGUCGACAGAAGCUGCCAAUGUUGGGAUUGCAACAGACUCCCAUACUGAUCCAGACAGCUUCUAUAUACUCUCUAUGCAUGUUUGUUGCAUUCCAGAAUGAAUAUGAUGAAUCCACUACAAUGGUGAUCUUGGACCAAAAGCAUACUACAAUGCAUGUGGAAUACAGUGUCAGUCAGUAUGAUGGAGGAAGGGAGAGAAGAGUGACAUUGAACCCAAUAACUAAAGACAUUACUUGUAGUUGUAAUCUUUUUGAGCAGGAAGGAAUCCUAUGCUCACAUGCUUUAAAGAUGUAUGAUAUGGUUGGAACAAAGUUUAUUCCUAAUCAAUAUGUGACAAAGAGGUGGACAAAGAAGGCAAGGUCCGGAGGCAGCGUCGAUUGCAAGGAUAGAGAAAUAUCAUCAAAUCCGUCUCUUUCUAUUUUCCAUCGAUAUAGGCUAUUAGCAUCCGAAAUGGUAAGACUUGCUACUAGGGCUGCCAUGUCAGAAGCCGCUACAAAGUUAGACAGUAGUGUAAUGUCUGAAUUGUCAAAGAGAGUCAAAAUGCUAUUUUGUGGAGAAAUAGAUGAAAUAACACAGAAUAGUGCAUCAAUGGAUCUAUGUAAGGAAAUACAGGUGCAGAAUGUAGCUGGCCACUUUGUGACUCCGACGGGUUUGAAGAAAUGA